UUCGAGAGCACUGGAAAUCCGGGUCAUCUCAAUCAAGCCCUUGCCAGCGGAAGCUUUGCGGCAAACGUGAUACCAGUGGGGCAUCCUUUGCGACCUGGUCUGUUGAGCAAUCUGUCCGUGUUCUGCCAGAGCCAUUGUCGCAAUUCCGGCCAAGUCUUUUUCGCCGAAGAGGCAGUCCGAGUUGCCCAGCAGGCUGUCGAACUUACUGCUGAAGAUGACCCGGCUCGAGCGCAGUUCCUUGACACAUUGGGAAACGCCCUGGAGCUCCAUUUCAUGCAAACGACGGAGCAGCCUCUACUGGAGAGGUCCAUAACAGCAUCCCGAGACGCGGUCAGACUCUGCGGGGACGAACCCACGGCCAGAGCAGCCACUCUCAAUGGCUUAUCAAAUAAGCUCACCCUUCUCUACAAGCACACUACCCGACUCGGAUAUCUCGAAGAAGCUAUCAGACUAGCCCGUGAGGUCGUCGCCAUCACCCCGGAGAAUCAUUCAGAUCGACCUGCGUAUAUGACCAACCUCGCUAGCAAGCUCAACAUGUGGAUCGAGCGUACGGACAAAGACGAGGAUUUAAAAGAAGCGGUAGCGGCUGCAGAACAGGCCGUUGAACUGACACCCGCGGAUACACAUCUACAACUCGCGGGUAGGCUGAACAACCUAGGACUCCUGUUGUUACGGCGCUAUACGCGUGCACAUGAAACUAUUGCUCUAGAAAAGGCCAUCGGAUCUCUUCAAAGAGCCGUUAGCCUGACCUCAACAGACCAUGCAGAUCGACCGGGGUGGCUGGACAGUCUAGGUAUAGGUCUGAAGUAUCGAUUCGAGAAAUCUGGCGAUCCAGAGGACCUAAACGCUGCUGUACGAAGUGCUCAGACAAGUACUCAAACGACACCGCCUGGCCAUGUCAUGCGAGUAGACCGAUUGGAACAUCUAGCCAGUGUGCUGGAGCUUCGCUACCAAGCAGAUUCUGACGAGGAGGACCUGAAAACCGCCAUCAGCACUGCUCGGGAAUUGUCAAGUUUAGCUUCAGCUAGGGGGCAGAAGCAAGCUCGGCACUCCAUCCUUCUUUCAAGACUAAUUCUGGAGUCAUACAAGAAAUCCGAUGCACCUGAAGACCUGGAGGAGGGUAUACGGGAAACAACAGAGGUGAUUAGGAUCUUGUCACAAGGGGAUGUAGAACUUCCAACAGCCUGGAAGCAACUCGCCAUCUGCUUCGAACAACAACACCGAAGCACCGGCACUAGGCAAGAUCUCGACAAAAGUAUCGAAGCCUGGCGGACGGCAAUCAGCCACCACAAAGCUGGCAGCGUGGAGUGGGCUAUUUGCAUGGGCGAGAUGGGAGACCUGCUAGCGAACCGGUACCGAGAGCGGUGGGACCCGCAAGACCUCUCCGAAGCAAUCGAGAGCACACAAAAAGCGGUGGAAGUCAUUCCUACCAGUCACACACAGCGUGCUAGCCUGCUCGAUAGGCUAGGUAGACAGACGGUCGAUAAGUGGAGCCGAACAGGAAGUGAUGCAAGUGACUUGGAGAAGGCGGUCGGCCUCCUCCGAGAAGCGAUCUCUCUCGUCCCGGAAGAAAGCCCAGACCGUGCUAGCUAUCUGAACAACCUCGCAGGCAUCCUGGAACUUGAAUACUCACGAACUGGCAACCAGAAUAUCCUGGAACAGUCAAUCCGGCAGGCACAAGCUGCAAUGGCUCUGGAGCCUCAAAACCGCCCGGAAAGUGCUAGCAGCCUCAUCAAUCUGGCUAACACGCUCCAGAGACUAUUUGAGCAUACCGGGGAGGUGCAUUACAUUAAUGAGGCAGUCCGCAUUGCUCAAGAAGCUGUUGAUCUCACCCCGGAAAAUCACAUGAAUCUCACAAGUCGAUUAAACAACCUGGGCAGCAAGCACGGCAGGCGAUACCUGCGGCUAGGAGACACGGAUGACCUCAAGACCUCGAUUAGGAUUGGGAGGCGUGUGGUACACAAUGUGCCAAGGAGUGACAAAAACUACAACAUAUAUGUGAAUAACUUCAUUAACAGGCUGGAAGAGAACUUCCGUCGAGAGAAGUGCUCCGAGAGCCUUGACGAGGCUAUCCGGCUAGCUGAGAACUCGAUUUGCUGCACUCCGGAAGCCACACGAGGUCGGGUAAAUUGCGUUAGCACUUUGGGGGUUCUGCUCGACCAUCGAUACCACAGAGAUAAGAAGCAGGGAUGCGACAACGAGCGGGCUAUUAAGCUUGCAAGAGAGGUAGUCAACUCGACGCCCGUGAAUCACCCUGAUAGAGCGGUCUUCCUUAUUCGCCUUGCCAACAGCCUGUUACAAUGUGCUGAGCCAAUCGAUCAAGAUGCCAGUCUCAGUGAAGCGCUCCAGUGCUAUCUCCGGGCCACCGAACAGCCGUUUGGCCUAGCGACGACGAGGUUCGAGGCCAUGCGCAUGGCGAUUCAUCUCCUGAGCCUCCGCGAGGACUGGGCUCAAGCUACAAUGGUUGCCGAGGCAGCAGUCAAGCUCAUGCCGCGUAUUUGCACCCGCUACGCUUCUCGACAAGACCAACAAUAUGCCGUGACACAGACGGCUGGUAUCGCUUCGGAUGCCUGUACCAUUCUUCUAAAGGCAGGAGAGGUGGAAAAAGCGGUUGAGCUGUUGGAGCUGGGCCGGGGGCUGAUCCUCGGCUAUACGAUCGACAAUCUUGAUGAUUUAUCAUCCCUCGAAAGCACCGCCAAAGUCUUAGCCCAGCAGGAGCGACUUCUCAAACAACGAAGGGAGGCCGUCUAUGCGAUCGAAGCUUGUAUCGAUGACAUUCGUGACACUGUUCCGGGUUAUAGUCGGUUUCUUCGGGGCCCAAGCAUCGAGGAGAUAAGAAGCCACGCCAUCAACGGACCUAUCGUCAUUGUUAAUGUUACUGAUAUGGGCUCGGACGCUAUCAUCAUCGCACACGAUGGUGUAAAAUCUAUUCCGCUACCUACCCUCUCCCCAGCGACAGCACCUUUCUCUAUACGGAACCACGAUGAUUCGGACGACGAGGACGCAGAAUCUGACCAGCUGACUUGGCUCUGGGAGCACUGUGUGAAACCCGUUCUGAGUGGAUUGGUAGGCAUGGGACUUGCUUCGCUUCCAGGGGACAACAGCCCCAAGAGAGUUUGGUGGAUAGGAGCUGGAAUAGCCGGUCGAUUCCCGUUCCAUGCCGCAGGCAAUGCCAGCGAGAGCGCCCUUGACAGUGUAAUAUCAUCCUAUACCCCGACAGUGAAAGCCUUGGGCUACGCUCGGGAAAGGGCCAGGAGGAAUAGUAAUCACAGAGAGAGUGUGGCAGAUGAUGAAAGCGUUGGUACGGUUGUCACCGCCGCCGCUGCACGCGCUACCGCAAGCAAUGCUGACCCGUCCUCGCGGAGGCAAGCAUCUCUUCGCGUGUUACCAUUACCACAGCCCAGUGCCGACAAAGUGCUCGCUCACAUUGCCAGCUCUGUUGUGGCCCACUUCGCCUGCCACGGCUAUUCAGACUCGAAUGACCCGUCUCGCAGUCACCUCUUAUUACAGCGACAAGAAGCAGAAAGCGGUAAAACGAACAAUGAACAAGGAGAGAAAGGUAAUGGUGGCCCUCGUAUCGCCUUCUUGUCGGCGUGCUCAACAGCAGAGGUUAAAGCGCAGGGGCUCGGUGAUGAGGGACUGCACCUGGCCAGCGCUUUUCAGAUGACUGGGUUUUCAGGAGUAAUUGGUUCGUUAUGGACAGUGGACGACGAUAUAUGUGUCUCUUUAGCUGAGGCUUUUUACUCAAAGCUAUUGAGUACGGGGACAGAAGAUGACUCG
This is a messenger RNA of Cryphonectria parasitica EP155, 3780 nucleotides long. RefSeq lists its product as uncharacterized. Gene Ontology annotation, molecular function: protein binding. Lineage: Eukaryota; Fungi; Ascomycota; Sordariomycetes; Diaporthales; Cryphonectriaceae. The annotation marks the transcript as partial. The record is from RefSeq and is a predicted model, not a curated record. The transcript has 5 exons.